AUGAGAACAUUGGGUACAUUAUCUGGCUACCUUUUCGAAUGCAACUACAUGCCGUUAUCUGAUUCUGAACACGACAACUGUCUAAUGACUCCUGACUCGGUUCUCGAACCGGCUGGUUUGAACCAGACUUCAUCUGGUUCAGGAGGAUAUGGUGGUAUGGAUUGUAGAACCACUCUUGCUUGCACUGCAACUACUGAGAUAAUUAGAAGGAAGAGAAGUGGUUGUUCAGCUUUUCGACCACCGUGUCGGCCAGCAUGCUCGUCUGUAAUGGAAAUCACGGGUACUGAGAAGCCAUUAUGGAAGAACAAUGGACGUUCUCCUUUAGGUUGGCUCACCUUCUAUAACAAGACAGAGAUUUUGGACAGACGAUGGCACAUUCUUGGCCUUGGUCAUAACUCAGGCGUUGAUCGAAAUGAGAUUGAGCAAGCUGUCGUUAUACACUGA
Molecule: messenger RNA, 444 nt
Organism: Lathyrus sativus (Indian pea)
Lineage: Eukaryota; Viridiplantae; Streptophyta; Magnoliopsida; Fabales; Fabaceae
Source: the annotation of a GenBank genome assembly